Molecule: messenger RNA, 2673 nt
Organism: Anastrepha obliqua
Lineage: Eukaryota; Metazoa; Arthropoda; Insecta; Diptera; Tephritidae
Exons: 2
Coding region: 667-2148 (493 amino acids)
Source: RefSeq, a predicted model, not a curated record
UUUAUUCACGAAUUCUGAUUGAACUUUGUGAAAGAAACACACGAGCAGCAAAUUCUUUGGCAUAAUAAACUGAAACAUACUCUUCCACUUUGUAAAAUAAUCGUAUUCACAAUCAUACAAAAUAUAGUGAUAGUGGGGAAAUUGGAUAAUAUAAUUCGCUGAAAAUCUGUUAACUUUUAUUUCGGAAGUUUUCAAUUUUUUGCAGUUUGUGAAACGCAUCACAAUUGGCUGUAGAAGCAACAACAAUAGGAACAACUCUAUUUGCAAGUAUUACCGAUCAGCCGACGGUGUUUGUACGUGUGUAGUGUCCGCUGCCAUUUUUCGUUGCGUACGUUUGUUGUUGGUCGCCUUGUGUUGCUCGUUGUUCGUUUGCUCGACAUUCCAUAAAAAAAUCAGGUUGGUAAAGAUGAAAUAAGAAUAUCUUUCUUGCAUGCAAUUCAACUGCGGAUAUUUGACCACACCUAAUCGCACCGAAAACGGAUUUAACGUAAAAUUUGUGUGCUUGGGAUUUCACUACAUUGCAUUUACUUGAAAGGCUUGUUUCUUCAGUACUUGGAAAAGCAAAAAUCGAUUUCGUUUUAGGACUCGGGUGCUGUGAAAAGUUCGCCAGCACAAAAGUUCAUUUAGAAAAACGAGUUGGCAGGACUAUUACAAAAGAUCUAAAAUAUGGAAAAAUUAAAAAUCAAAACGAUAGGCGUGCUACGUGAACGCGAGGGUGUUACAAAUGGCAAUGGAAAUGGCGUUUGUCGUGUGAUGACACUUACCUCUGCAAUUGCUGAUAGCGGGGGUAAUGUUGCUAUCGUUACUGGCAGAGGAGAGGAUAGUAAAGACGAUGGUGGUGGAGGCGGUACCAAUUGUGCUCCAACUAACCGCGCCUCUAAUGCAGCAGCGCUUGUUCGACAAAUGCCCAAAAUGUCCGCAUUGGACUUGGCCGGCAUAAUAAAUUGUAAACGACGCUUGGAGUGGACAAAGGAGUGGUUGAAAAAGAACCAAACCGAAUUUCUAAGUAAAGAAAAUCUGCGCAAGGAGAUACAAUUCCGUAGCAAUGAAAUAUAUCAUUUCAAUUGUUUCUUCGACAUAACGGAGCGACAGUUUCGAUACUUGGUAAAUAAACUAUCACCAGUUAUAAGUUCCUAUGAACCACAUCGGAAGAAGAAAUCAUUCAGUGCAGAGGAGAGAAUCGCUAUAACACUUAAGUAUUUGGCCACGGGUGAAGUUCAUUCAUGUCGUAACUAUUGCUUCCGUGCCUCGAAACCUGUGAUACUAAAAAUGAUUGCCAAUAUAUGCCUCAAUAUAUACGAAUUACUCAAGGACCUAUUUGUAUCACUACCAAAGACUGAUGAGCAAUGGCAAAAUGUGGCUAACGAAUUCCAACGAAAGCACUGUAUGCCAAAUUGCGCCGGACAUCUGGCCAUGCAACAAAUUAGGUUCCAUUCGUCAUCACGUGUCGAGGAGCAAAUAGACUUUAUCAACAAACAACCACUCAUUUUCACAUCCAUUGUAGAUAGUAAUAAUAACUUCCUGUAUACCGAUAUCGAAAAGACCCAAGCGGUAGCUUUCGAUGAAAUCUAUGAAAAAUCCACAAUUAGACAGUUGAUUGAAACUUAUGAAGUAAAACUGCCAGUGAGUUAUGAAACAGAGGAUGGCGUUGAGCAGUCUUAUUAUUUUGCAAGUAAAUGCGGUUUGCCCCUGAAGCCUUAUCUGCUGAACGGAUCAGCCGAUGUGCCAAAAGACUCACGAGUUAAUUACAAUAAUAUCAUGAAUAUGGUUAACAGGCAUACCGAAAAUGCGUUACGAAUGCUAGCCAAUAUAUUUCCAAUAUUAUCACAACCUUUGCGCAUGGACGAGGAGAACGGACGUAAAAUAAUACUCGGUUGCGUGGCGCUGUAUAACUUCCUGCGAAAGACAGAUCGCACAUUCUAUAAGCAAACUGAAAAAAUCACAUUGAAAAAUGAUUGGGUCGAUGAUGAUUGCAUACUGGUCGCAAGUGAAGAGGAGCAUGGUGAUAAUGAAGAACUUUCUCCAAAAGUAACAUUAACCAGUUGUUUUCAAAAUUUACACACACAAAAAGGAGAUUCGCUAGAGGGUGUAGCUAAACGGGAAUAUGUUAUAAGAAGAUUAAGUGAAUUACACGCAAAGCUAAAGUAAAAUGAUACCUUAAAAAAGCAGUAAAUCAGUAUAUAAUGCAUAUGAGAGAACGAAAACUGCGCUAGAAUGUGAUGCCACUUAAGUAAAAAAAAGACGGUAUGAGAUUAUGUCUGUUGUAUCUGCCUUGAUUUGAUACGCAGCUUCAUGAUGAAGAGUCAACAAAUAACUCGAAUUUAAGUGUGUAAUAUACGAGUAAAAUGGAAAGUUGAUAAAAGGUGGAAAAUAAUCAGGUGCAGCAUAUGAUACGUUUGUACAUAGUUAGUUUGCCAUUUGAAUGUAACUACGUUUAAAUUUAUUUAAUAAGCAGGCAAUUUAACUUUCAACACUUUAAGCAACCAUGUUCGUUGAAGUACAAAUUUGUUUAUGGAAGCCGGUUAAUAGUAUGCGGUGUUUAUUUGCGAUACCUUUGAAUUAGUUGUUUAUUUCUUUUGUUAUAUUUAAUUUAUGCCAAGAUGUACGUAUUCGUAUUUUUCUGAAUUUUGCAAUAAAUUUGAAACAACCAAUAAAAUAAAAUAUUAGUAAUAA